CAUUGACUUCAGGACUGUCAUUUGUAGUGUCAAUUCAUAUUAGAGCUGUCACUUGACUUUUGUUUGUAAUUUUUAGUGGAAUUAAGUAUUAAAUUGGAACAACGUACUGAUACAUUAGACAAAAAGGCGAUAUGAGUAUAGAAAAGAAGUCAUUUGAAUUGCAAGCACAAGUACGGCACAAUGCAAAUGAAUUGAAAGGCACACUUAGUGAUCUCUACAAUUGGGAACAGGAAAUUAAAGACAAAGAGAAGAACCUACAGAGGUUGUUAGAUGAAACCGAAAGGGGAUCAGUAACAAAACCACCGAUGCGCGGUAAUGUGGCACCGGCAAAAACGAAUGCACCAGUUGAGCAGUGCUCAACAAAAGCUGAUGUUAAGAAUACUACUAAACCUACGACUGAAUGUAAUAAAAAUUCACUGCAUGAAAGCAAGGAGAAAAGUGAGCGUGCUAAUGUUGCCAACAAAGCUGUUAAUAAAAAUAAUCAUUUAGUUAAAGAUUCGCCAGAAAAACAAAUCCAACCGCUUGAUGAAAUUAAAUCUGUUAAACGUUCAACAGAAAAAGCCGAAAAUCCACUACACAAAAAUGAAGAAAAACGUCUUCAUGCUAAUGAAAUCAAAGAACGUGGUAACACAUUUGUAAAGGCAGGAAAAUAUAAUGAAGCAAUUGAAGCUUACACUCAAGCUAUAGAGAUAUAUCCUGAAGAUGCAACAUUUUAUAGUAAUCGCGCUUUAUGUUACUUAAAAUUAGAAAGUUACGAACAUACUAUAGAUGACUGCAAUUCAGCAAUAAAAAUCGAUAAAAACUGUUUAAAAGCUUAUUACAGACGUAUGCAAGCACAUGAGUCUCUCGGUAACAAUAUAGAUGCACUUAAGGAUUGUACAACAAUUUUAUCUGUUGAUCCGAAAAAUAGUGAAACUAAAAAGAGUUUACAACGCAUAAAUGAUAAACUUAAAUCAGCCAAAAAAAUAAAAGUCGAUCAACUAUUUUCAAAGUUGCGUUCAAAUGAAAUUGAGAUACAACCAAUUGAUAAACCUCCACAUAAACGUUCUAGUAAACCACUUCAACGUAUCGAUGUGAUUGACACAAUUUUAGACGCAGACCUCAGUAUAUCGGAUGAUGAUAUUGAUAAAAUUUUUAAUGGAAAUUGUGGAACUUUUGAAAAGGUAGAAACGAAACCAGACGAAAAUUACGGUAUAGAUCCUAUAAUAGCACAAAAAACUAAAAUAAUUGAAUUGAAUGAAGAUAAACUCACAAGCAAAAGUACAAAUAAAAAUUCUCGAAGUGAUUCUAAAAUUUUAGUUGAAGAAAUUAGCAAUAAUGGCACAAAUAUAAAGAGUUUGGAAAAUGAUAUACCAAAAGUGAAGCAAAUGCAUAAAUCCUUAUCAGUUCCUACCAUCAGUAGCAAUCGACCUUUGCCAUCACCACCCAAAUCUACAUCGCAAUUUUAUGCAAAUUGGAAAGAAUUGGAUAAUCUACAAAAAUAUACCUAUUUAAAAUCCAUAGACGUUAAUAAAUUGUCAUAUAUGCUUGGCGCUGGUUUUGAAAGUGAUACAUUAACCGAUAUCUUGACAGUUAUAUAUGAAUAUUAUUUGCCCAUAAAGGAUCCCCAAAUCGUUGAAACAAUGUUACAAAUUUGUAAAAACAAGCAAGUCCCGAUAUUAUCAUUAUUUAUGUCUGCUAAUGAUAAAGAAAUGUUAACUGAUAUUCUGAAUAUAAUUAAGGAGGACGAAAAAAAUAUUGCAACCGCAGAAAUCAUUGCUAAAAACUUCAACUUUGCUCUGAAUUAAAUAACAUAUUAACAUUUUUAAGUAAAAUUUAUUUGUAUUUAAAUUUGUUA
Messenger RNA from Teleopsis dalmanni, 1837 nucleotides. Its product is annotated as RNA polymerase II-associated protein 3-like. The coding region runs from base 132 to 1787 and encodes 551 amino acids. The transcript has 11 exons. The record is from RefSeq and is a predicted model, not a curated record. Lineage: Eukaryota; Metazoa; Arthropoda; Insecta; Diptera; Diopsidae. Gene Ontology annotation, molecular function: protein binding.